AUGGGUUAUCUUACAAGAGAUAUCCCUUCAUCGAUGAAGGAUUUAACUUAUGGGUGGAUUGUUAGAGCUAAGAAUGAGACUGUUUUUAGUAAAAACCGUGAAAUAGUUGAGGAACUGCCUGAAGAAGAUAGCCCUCAUGACAGAAGUGAAGUCGUUUUCAAGAUUUUAACCGCUGGUUCUGGUUUAUUCUCCGAUGGUUAUGUCAACAAUUCCAUUUCCACUGCUUCAACUUGUUUGAGCACACUUUAUCCAAAGGAAGUUGGAAACUCCUCAGCGUUGUCCAAUGUAUCAUCCAUUGCAUUUGUUGGCACCAUUGUCGGACAGUUAUCAUUUGGUUACAUCAGUGACAAAUUUUCUCGUAAACUCGGAAUGUUGAUUUCCAGUGCUUUACUUAUCCUUUUUUCUAUUUUAUGUGCUGCAUCUUACGGGGGACCAGGAAAUAUUGAAGGAAUGCUUAUUGCAUUAACAGUUUAUCGUUUCUUUCUUGGUAUUGGUAUUGGUAGUGAAUAUCCAACUGGUUCGGUCGCCUGUGCUGAAGCUUCGGCAAUGCUCCCGGCAAAGAAAAGAAAUCGUUAUUUUUGCUGGUUUACCAACUUCAGUAUUGAUGUCGGUUUUGUAUGCAGUGCGUUGGUGCCUUUCGUUUUGUUACUAAUUUUGAAAGAAAAAAGAUUGGACUUAGUUUGGAGAUUGACCCUUGGCAUUGGAGCAGUUUUCCCAUUGGCGUUAUUUUUGCUUCGUACCAAAUUCAAGGAAGAUAAACAAUUCAAGAAAACAGGUUUCCAAAAAGUUGGUAUUCCAUAUUUAACGGUGUUAAAAUUCUAUUGGUUUAGAUUGAUAGUUGUGGCACUUAUUUGGUUCGUUUACGAUUUUUGUACUUACGCGUUUGGGUUAUAUUCAUCAUUUAUCAUUAAAGUCAUUAUUCCAGAUGGGGAUUUGGUGAAAACUUUUGGAUGGAAUAUCGUGCUUAAUGUUUUUUACAUCCCAGGAGCAUUUUUGGGGGCAGUUUCCUCCGAUUAUUUGGGGCCAAGAUUGACAUUGGUCAUCGGUCUUCUUCUCCAAGCAACAUUCGGGAUUAUUUUAGGAGCACUUUUCCCAAUCUUGAAGCACAACAUUGCCGGGUUCGUGAUUAUCUACGGUAUUUUUAUGACUAUGGGAGAAUUUGGGCCUGGAGACAACAUUGGUAUUUUGGCGUCUAAGACCAGUGCGACUUCGAUUAGAGGAACUUAUUAUUCUGUUGCUGCCGCUAUAGGGAAAGUCGGGGCAUUUACUGGAACGUAUAUUUUCCCAAUUAUCAUCAAGCGUUUUGGAGGAGCGGAAAGCAAUAGUGGAAUGCAAGCGCCUUACUUUAUUGCCUCUAUUCUUGCGAUCAUCGCUGCAUUAGCAGGAUUGAUUUUUUUGCCAGAUGUGAGCCCAAGUGCCAUGAGUUUGGAAGACAAUAAAUUUUUAGAAUAUUUGGCAUCCACAGGGUUUGAUAUGAGUUCUUUGGGAAGUGAUGAUGGCGAUGAAGAGGAAGAUGACAUUUCUGACCUGGUGAGUGAAUAUAUUGUUAGAGAUGGCAGUGGGAAAAAGAUGGUGAUCGAAGAUUACGACAGUGGCCUGGAUGCCGAAUCUUUUGACAAGAAGAAGGAAUCGCCAUUUGUCAACGUUAGGGAGUUGUAA
Molecule: messenger RNA, 1659 nt
Organism: Saccharomycopsis crataegensis
Lineage: Eukaryota; Fungi; Ascomycota; Saccharomycetes; Ascoideales; Saccharomycopsidaceae
Exons: 2
Coding region: 1-1659 (552 amino acids)
Biological process (GO): transmembrane transport
Cellular component (GO): membrane
Molecular function (GO): transmembrane transporter activity
Source: RefSeq, a predicted model, not a curated record